Molecule: messenger RNA, 1900 nt
Organism: Camellia sinensis
Lineage: Eukaryota; Viridiplantae; Streptophyta; Magnoliopsida; Ericales; Theaceae
Product: F-box/FBD/LRR-repeat protein At1g13570
Molecular function (GO): protein binding
Source: RefSeq, a predicted model, not a curated record
CGAUCGAUUUAGACAAUCCAACAUAUCAGCUGCGCACCCUAAUGUGUAUGCAAUGCAUCAUGGUAUAUACAUGAGAUAUACAUACACGCUUGCAAUCCAAUCAUUCAUUUUACCAAUCUCUGCGUUCUCUCUGUGAAAUCCCUAUAUCUUUCUCUCAGCUCCCAAAUUCUCUUCGGCCCGUAGCUUUGUUCGAUUUCUUUGCCAAAGUAAGCGCAUCGAUGGUCCAACAAGAAGGGCUCCCAAGUCUCCGCAGCUCCUCCUUCAACUUCUGUGCUAUUUUGGUCACAAGCUGUUUCAUGAUUUUCUUGGGAAAUUGAACUGCUCUGCUCCAAUUAUCCUAUUACUUGGACAAUAGUACUAUGAAGCCAAGAGAACCACCCAAGGUCCAUUGCGAAAUGGAAAUGGAGAUAGACAGAAUCAGCCACUUACCAGGGCAUAUUAUAGACAAAAUUUUGUCACAAUUGUCACUUAGAGAUGCAGUGAGGACAAGUGGCUUGUCCAGCAAGUGGAGGUACAAAUGGAUUACCCUCCCACAUCUCAUUUUUGAUAAUCAGUCUGUCUUGGUUUCUUCACAAGAUCAAACAUUCAUAAACAAUAAGCUUGUGAACAUUGUGGAUCAUGUCCUCUUACUUCAUACUGGCCCAAUACACAAGUUCAAGCUUUCUCACAGGGAUCUUCAAGGUGUCAGUGACAUUGAUCGAUGGAUUCUUUACCUAUCAAGAGGCUCUGUCAGAGAAUUUAUACUUGAAAUAUGGAAGGGACAUCGCUACAAGCUACCUUCUUCUGUAUAUUCUUUUCAAAAGUUGAUUCAUUUAGAACUGUUUAACUGUCUAGUAAAACCCAAGCCAACAUUCAAUGGCUUUAGGAGCUUGAAGAGCCUUGAUCUUCAGCACAUUACCAUGGACCAAGAUGUGUUUGAGCACCUGAUAUCUAGCUGCCCUACGCUCGAGCGACUGACAUUGAUGAACUUCGAUGGUUUUUCCCUCCUUAACAUUCAUGCUCCAAAUCUCCAGUUCUUUGAUAUUGGAGGUGUUUUUGAUGAUGUCAGUUUUGAGAAUACCUCCAGUCUAGCUAUCGUUUCCAUUGGUUUGUAUGUAAAUAUUGGAUAUGACCAAAAUCUGACUCUGGGCAAUACUGGAAAUUUGAUCAAGUUUUUUGCUCAUCUGCCUUCUAUUCAGAGGCUAGAGGUACAGAGUUAUUUUCUGAAGUAUUUGGCUGUUGGGAAGAUACCAGGAAGGUUGCCUAUUCCGUGCAUAGAGUUGAAUUACCUUUCUAUACGCAUAAAUUUCAAUGAUAUGGAGGAGAGUUUGGCGGCUCUUUGCCUUCUUAGGAGUUCUCCUAACCUACAAGAGCUUGAGAUAUUGGGUCGGCCAGAGGAACAGACCAUUCCUGUAAGAGUAAAAAGUAUUGGGGAAGAAGAUUAUGACAACUGCCCACUUAACCAGUUGCGGCUUGUUAAGAUAGCUGGUAUUAUUGGUGUGAGAUGCGAACUGGAUUUCAUCAACUUUCUACUUGCAAAUUCACCUGUGCUUGAAAAGAUGACUGUUAAGCCUACUUCAAAUGAUAGGGGGUGGGAGUUGCUGAAGGAAUUGGUGCGAUUCCGGCGAGCCUCAGUACAGGCAGAAAUUAUUUACUUGGAUCCAUAACUCAUUGCCUUUUGUGAGCAGAUACUUGGGCACCGAUAAUUAUCAAAAGGUGGUAUGUUGCAAACUUCUCUUAGGUCUGUGAAUCUGUACAUUGUGGUUAUGUUUUGCAUCAGCUAUGUAUAUCUAUCUACAGUGGGGAAUAUGCUACACUGACAAUUUUUGUUAAUAUUUUUUUGUGGAAACUGUAAAUUUAGCAAAUGCUUUACGCUUCGUUUGUUUUGACGGAAAACUUAUCAACGGGAAACGUUUUCCCA